GUUCAUACAUGAAAUUUGUUUGUUUCAUUUCAUGAUUAUUACUGAAAAUAAUUUUGCUGCAGGAAGGAGGGGGAUGCUUAGAAUGAUCCAUUUGGAUUGUAAAAUACCCUAGGCAUGCCUCUGAUCGAAACAUCAGCAGUUUUUAAGAAAAAACAGAAAUUCACUCUGUUUCUCUUUUCCCCUCAUGUCUCUGGACCCCCCCACCCUGGCCACUCCCUCCUUCCAUAAAUGAUCAAAUCCCACAUUUCCAUCCUCAACCUCCAUCUCCAUUGCCUCUUUCUCUGGGGGCUGCAUGCAGCAGGAGGGCGUCUCCCCCAUGCUGAACACCCUGCAGUCUUGCUCCUUACCAACUGCCCCUUCUGGAACCUUCUACUGUCCAGCUCCAUCACUUUGAGGUUUGGGAUACUGGUGGGGGUGAUGGGGGGCCAAGCCUUCCCCAGCCACCCCUUGGCAUCACCUCUAUAAUUAUCUUUGCCAAAUUCUACAGGCAAAGCCCAUGUCUUUCCAUCCCCCGCCCCCAGUGGCUGGAAUGUUGCAGGUGGCCCCAAACCUUGGUGGUGUGACUGCGCCUUACCGUCCACAGACAUCACACUCCCUGUGCACGGAAAGCUGCGGUCCUACCAGGCACCUUCGGCUCCCAGAGUAGGCAGCUAUCAGCUAUGCGUCCCACCUCUAGGCGUUUGUACGUGCUGUGCCCUCUGCCUGGAACAUUCCGCCCUCUCUCGCCCUCUCUUUUCUCUUUCCUCUGAAAUGAAACCUCCUUCAGAAAGCUGUCCGUCGCCUUUGGUCUCAACAAGGGACCCUCCGUGGUAUUCCCAGGAGUUCCACCUGUCUUCCCACUGUUGUCACCCUCUGGCCCUGUCCUUAGGUCAGUGCUGUGUCCCUUGCUCCUGCAGAGGGGGCCGCAGAGGUGGCUGAAUUAAUAAUCAAAAUGCAUCUGGCUGGACCAGAUCGUCCCGCAGUGGGAGGCAAGCGCUGCGCACAGUAGGUCCAGCCUGCUUGGCUCGCCCACUGCGGGCCACCUUCCAGAGCCGGCGAGCAGGCCAUGGGAGACCCCUCACUGCCAAGAGCAAGCAGGCCGCCCAGGGAGGUUUUGCUCUGGGUCACACCCACCUCUGGGUGGCUGCCAGUCUUCUUGCCAGAAACCGCAGGCUGAGCCGAGGCUGCCCAGAGCCUGGGCCACGGGGCCGAGGAGCCCCUGGGGUCAGCCCCGCACAGGGGGUGUUUGCUGAGCGCUCCUGGCGUCUACAGCCCCUCUGGGCUCGGGCAGGGGUCUGGGGCAGGGCGGCUACGGCGGCGGUGGGGGCUCAGGCCCUCUUGGGCUGGGAGGAGUCGGAGAGGCCCUGCCAGGCUGUCACAGCUCCCGGCGCUGGCACUGGCUCAGGCUUUCACACACACUGGCAGGCCCCCCGUGGUGGCCUCCACUGUCUCACCUGCAGACCCACAGGUCCUGCCUCCCAGAAUCUAAGCUGGCUCUGCAGGGAACACAGUGACAUGAGAGGCACAUCACAGACCCACCUCCUGGCCUUCUCUCUCCUCUGCCUCCUCGCAAAGGCGUGUGCCCAGCCGUGCCCGGCACGGUGCGACUGCCCCUGGCGACCGCCCCCAUGCCCCCCGGGGGUGCCCCUGGUGCUGGACGGCUGUGGCUGCUGCCGGGUGUGCGCACGGCAGCUGGGGGAGCCCUGCGACCGCCUCCACGUGUGCGACGACAGCAAGGGCCUGGGCUGCAAGCCCGGGGUGGGCCCCGGCGGCCAGGGGGACGUUUGCCUCUGGGGAGAGGAGGACGACGGGAGCUGCCUGGUGAAUGGCCGCAGGUACCAGGACGGGGAGACCUUCCAGCCCCACUGCAAGACCCUCUGCCGCUGUGAGGACGGCGGCGCCACCUGCGUGCCGCUGUGCAGCGAGGAAAUCCGGCUGCCCAGCUGGGACUGCCCUUACCCCCGGAGGGUGGAGGUCCCCGGAAAGUGCUGCCCCGAGUGGGUGUGCCUCGGGGACUCUGAGCUGCAGAUCCGGCCCCUUCCGGCCCAAGGACCCCAGUUUUCUGGCCUUGUCCCUGCCCCACCCUCUGGCAACCGCUGCCCGGACUGGAGCACGCCCUGGGGCCCCUGCUCGACCAGCUGUGGGCUGGGCAUCUCCACCCGGGUGUCCAACCAGAACAGACUCUGCAUACUGGAGUUCCAGCGCCGCCCCUGCCUGCUCAGGCCCUGCCCGCCUUCCAGGGCCCUCGGAACACUGCGCAGAGCCUUCUAGAGCCUGGCUGGGAACGGAGACGCCAUGCCCACCGUCCCCAGCAGGCAGCUUUGUGAGCUUGGGUCCACCAUCCAGGGCCAGGGGGACAAGAAUAUUCACA
This is a messenger RNA of Microcebus murinus (gray mouse lemur), 2350 nucleotides long. It is a transcript of the gene CCN5, whose product is annotated as cellular communication network factor 5. The record is from RefSeq and is a predicted model, not a curated record. Gene Ontology annotation, cellular component: extracellular region; extracellular matrix. Gene Ontology annotation, molecular function: heparin binding; integrin binding. NCBI's taxonomy places the organism in Eukaryota, Metazoa, Chordata, Mammalia, Primates, Cheirogaleidae. Gene Ontology annotation, biological process: signal transduction; positive regulation of cell differentiation; cell adhesion.